UCUCAACAAUUUAAUAUUUGCGACAUAAAUUUAAUCCAAUUAAUACAUAAAAGUUUUAACCGUAACCAGAAAUGAAACUAUUUCUGUUAAUUGUUUGUCUACUGAUCAAUGGGUUGACAGCAAUUGAUUUUACUACCAUUGGUCAGAAAGAAAUCGUUGAUUACAUAAAGAACAGAGCCGAUUUACUCUAUGGAACCAAAUUAAGUGAAAGGAACCUUCAAGACCUUUUGUCCAACGCUGUUUUCACUGGACUUGAAGAGGAAGCGCUCAUCUUUGCCCAUGGGUCAUCUGUGAAUUCUGAUCUUGACCUCGACCAAUUACCUGGUGGAUUAUCAGCUUUGGUUGCAUCAGUUGAUCGCUCAGGUUCAGUUCCGUUGAAGAUAUUUUUGACCUCCGAUACUUUGGGAACGACUAAUAUUGCCUUGGAUCAAUCAACAACAACUAAAUCAUCUUCAAGUAAAUCAUCAGUAGGCGAUUUUGUGGUUAAUUGUCUCAAACAAGAUUCCUUUGAUUCAACUUCACUUGAUGGGUCGAUCACAAUUAGUUUAGGAGGAGCAACUGAUUCACACAAUUUAACUUUAAACAAGACAAUUUAUCUCGCUGCUGAAGUUAAUGUUACUUCAUUGGGCUCAAAUUGGGAACCAACAUCAUCACUAUUAACUGAUGAAGGUAAAUUACUAUCGCUGUUAGAUUCACGAGAAGGUUCAAUGUAUGUUAUUACUUAUGAAUCAUUGAUUCGUGAAACAAUUCAAGCCGAUGAAGGUGAUCUAUUCGGUGGACUUAAAUCCAGUGGAAAAGUUUUAGCUGUUGUGAACUCCAAUGGACUGGUCAGUUUAUCUGGACGAACCAUUUCUGGUAAAAUUGAAGCAACUUGGGAAAAUGAAGCUGAAGAGCUUGUUGAUAAUUUCCUGUCUCUUAAUGGCUCAAAAUCAAGAAAAUCUAUGAUCAGUGACAUGACGAAGGCCAAAUCAAGUAAAUCUCUAAUUAAUAGCCCAUCAGUUUCGAAUGAAAUUGAAUCGAUAGAAAAUUGGGUAAACGCUAAAAUCGGUAAAAAGUCAACAAACAUUCACUUUGGUAAUUAUGGGCAUGGCUCAUCUAGAGAUGCAAAUCGAUGGGGCUCAGGUCAUGAACAUCGGCAUGGUGGUUAUCGAGGGGAUAAUAAUAGAGAUCAUCACAGAAGAGACAACUACAGGAAUCAACGAGCGGACUGGAAACCUUCUAGUACCGAUGGAUCGACUUGGCCUAGUUGGAGAUCGUUCUGGGAAUUUGGUUAUGGCUACAGAUAUGGAUGGAAUGCUUGGGAUCAAUUGAAGCGAGUUGUUGAAGAUUUUGAAUCGGCUUUAGAUUUCGACUUCGACAAGGAUUGGCAACAGAAUAGAAAUGAACACAAAUCCCCAAGUACCACACCCAAACCAGUGAUGACAAGUAAAAAACCGAAAGUAACAUCGACAACUACACCCAAGCCAAUUAGUACUUUUGAGCCUGUAACCACAGUCAAAGUCGAACCAGAAAUUGAGGUCACUACUGUGAAAAGUUCAACUCAAUCGGAAUAUAAAGAAUCCACUCAAUCGACAAUUGAACCAGAAGAAAAACCCGACCUGAGUGAACCCAAUUUUAAUAAUCUACCAAAAGGAACAACCAUCUCUCUCUGGAGCUCUCGAAUAGUUUAAUGACCACAAAGUCGCUAUUUCUUUACUAUUUGCCAAUUAAACUUUAACUCAGAUAUGA
This is a messenger RNA of Panonychus citri (citrus red mite), 1728 nucleotides long. RefSeq lists its product as uncharacterized. Bases 72 to 1670 code for a protein of 532 amino acids. NCBI's taxonomy places the organism in Eukaryota, Metazoa, Arthropoda, Arachnida, Trombidiformes, Tetranychidae. The transcript is spliced from 2 exons. The record is from RefSeq and is a predicted model, not a curated record.